AUGGAUCAGAAAACACCAAGAGGAAGAAACUAUACAGAAAUGGAGGUUCAGAAUAUGAUGAGUGAUUCAAACAACAUUAAGGAAGAUGCAAAUUUGCUUCCUGGGUAUCGUUUUCAUCCCACUGAUGAAGAGCUUGUGAGGUUUUAUCUUCGGAGGAAGGUGGAGAACAAACCCAUUCGUCUAGAACUCAUCAAACUUAUUGAUAUUUACAAAUAUGACCCUUGGGAUCUUCCAAAAGCUAGCGGCAUUGUUGGGGGCAAGGAGUGGUACUUCUUUUGCAGAAGGGGAAAGAAGUACAGAAAUAGCGUAAGACCCAACCGGGUCACAAAAUCAGGUUGCAUUGGCUUAAAGAAAUCCCUAGUCUACUACCGGGGAAGUGCCGGAAAGGGUACCAAAACGGACUGGAUGAUGCACGAAUUCCGCCUUCCGGCUAGUUCAAGCAAGGAUGACACUUCUAACAUCAAGAACUAUACUCAAGAAGCUGAAGUUUGGACACUUUGCAGGAUUUUGAAGCGAGAUAAUAAUUAUUCUUGCAGAAAGUAUGCAUCAAAUUGGCAAAAGACAACUUCGAAUCCAAAGCAAAUUGUGGCUGACUCAAGUUCUAAACCGUGCAGUCCUGAAUCAGAUAUAAGUUUUGGUGCUUUGGCUGCUAAUAAGGAUCAAUUUGAAAGGAGCCCUAUUGUGUAUAACGGUCAUAUGUACGAAGGAAACCGAUUUUCCGCAGGUGAUCAGCUGAGCUUAAAAGGUGAAGUUGAUCCAAUGGUGAACUCAUACAUAAGCUUUUCGAAUCCAAAAGAAGAUGAGAUGUUAACAUCAGAUGGAAACUGGGAUGAGCUAAGACCAAUGGUCGACUGUGUUCUAAAUCCAUCACUGCUAUAUAGUUGUAGGUAG
Prunus armeniaca (apricot) is the source of this 891-nucleotide messenger RNA. The record is from the annotation of a GenBank genome assembly. Lineage: Eukaryota; Viridiplantae; Streptophyta; Magnoliopsida; Rosales; Rosaceae.